Brassica napus (rape) is the source of this 4797-nucleotide messenger RNA. Its product is annotated as ankyrin repeat-containing protein At5g02620. The coding region runs from base 543 to 2183 and encodes 546 amino acids. The transcript is spliced from 4 exons. The record is from RefSeq and is a predicted model, not a curated record. Gene Ontology annotation, cellular component: plasma membrane. NCBI's taxonomy places the organism in Eukaryota, Viridiplantae, Streptophyta, Magnoliopsida, Brassicales, Brassicaceae. Gene Ontology annotation, molecular function: protein phosphatase 1 binding; protein phosphatase regulator activity.
UGGGUCUAAACGGGUCGGAGAUUUAAAUGAAAUUAGUAAAAAAAAGACUGGUUUAAAUAGAACAUAUUUAUUUACUUUACAAAUUCUAACAAUGUAUAUGAUACGUUUUAUUGAAUUUUCACAAAUGUAAAACAUAUUACAUAGUUGGAUGUGUUACUGAUGAUUUUGCAACUACUUCUAACGAUUUGAGAUGAAAAUCAGCGUGUGGCUUUUGAGAAUGCCAUCUGUAAACAUAUGUUAAUCAACGUUUAAGAUUUUUUCCUUAAUGUUUCUGUUAUCAAGCUUUCUUAAUAUAGGAGAGAAGCUAAGGGAGAGAGGAAAAAAUAAACAGAACAGAAAAGUUCGUACCUUUGGAAUUUCAUUAGAUCUUAAGUUUUCAGAGCAACCUUUUUAAUUUCUUAUGCGUAGAUUUGGAUCCAAUCAAUGAUUCUGCAACUUUAAAAUGCCAUGUCGUGAAAGGUCUUGUUAAUUCUUGAUCAUAUGAAACCACGAGAAGACUUCUUGCGCAAGAAUCUUUUGUUGGUAUUGAAUCUAUUUAUCUAAUGGAGGAAGCAUCAACCUCGACAUCAACACCGGUGGCUGCGAAGCCAACCGUUGUUAAGAAGACAAUGUCGAAGCAAUUUACCGGAAAGCGUGAGGAUUCGCCGCUCCACUCCGCUGUAAGACGCGGAGAUUUCUCUGCGGUGAAGAAGAUUCUGAGUGAUCAUAUUGAAUCAGAGGAGGAACUAAGAGAGUUGUUGCAGAAACAGAACCAAUGCGGUGAGACCGCGCUUUAUGUGGCGGCAGAGUAUGGAGACGCCGAGGUGGUUGCAGAGCUCAUCAAGUAUUAUGAUUUAGAUGAUGCAGAGACCAAAGCUAGAAAUGGGUUUGAUCCUUUCCACAUUGCUGCUAAACAAGGCGAAUUAGAGGUUUUGAGAGUACUAAUGGAGGAACAUCCGGAGCUAGCAAUGACGGUGGACUUAUCAAACACGACUGCUCUACACACGGCGGCAGCUCAGGGACACGUGGAGGUCGUGGAGUACCUCCUAGAAGCUGCAGGGAGUAGCCUAGCAGCGAUUGCAAAGAGCAACGGAAAAACGGCGUUGCACUCUGCCGCAAGGAACGGUCACGCGGAAGUGGUGAAAGCUAUAGUGGCUGUUGAGCCAGACACAGCGACAAGGACCGAUAAAAAAGGUCAGACGGCACUUCACAUGGCGGUGAAAGGACAAAGCCUUGAUGUUGUCGUUGAGCUAAUGAAAGGGCAUCGGUCCUCGUUGAAUAUGGUUGAUUCUAAAGGGAACACUGCGUUACAUGUUGCUACUAGGAAAGGUCGCACUAAGAUAGUGGAAUUGCUUCUAGAGAACAACGAGACAAGCACAAAAGCGAUAAACAGAGCUGGAGAAACGCCACUCGACACGGCCGAGAAAACCGGCCACCCCCAGCUAGCCGCGGUUCUCAAAACCCGCGGCGUUCCCUCAGCUAAAUCCAUCAACAACACUACUCGCCCAAACCCGGCGCGUGAGCUCAAACAAACUGUGAGCGACAUCAAACACGAGGUUCACGACCAGCUAGAACACGCUCGAGAGACAAGGAAACGCGUUCAAGGAAUCGCCAAACGCAUAAACAAAAUGCACGUCGAGGGUCUAGACAAUGCGAUUAACUCCACCACAGUCGUCGCCGUUCUAAUCGCCACAGUCGCUUUUGCCGCUAUUUUCACCGUGCCAGGACAAUACGCUGAUGAACGGAGUACUCUCACUCCGGGACAAUCUCUUGGAGAAGCUAACAUCGCGGAUAACCCCGCGUUUGCGAUUUUCUUUAUAUUUGAUUCCAUCGCUCUUUUUAUAUCUUUAGGGGUUGUCGUGGUUCAAACAUCGGUGGUUGCGAUUGAGCACAAGGCGAAAAAGAAUAUGAUGGCUAUCAUAAAUAAGCUGAUGUGGCUGGCUUGCGUUUUGAUAUCAGUAGCGUUUUUGGCAUUGGCGUUUGUGGUCGUUGGUGAGGACGAGAGGUGGCUAGCGGUUGGAGUAACGGUGUUUGGUGCGACGAUAAUGCUCACGACACUUGGGACUAUGUGUUAUUGGGUCAUUAGGCAUAGGAUUGAGGCUUCGAAUGUAAGAAGCGCGAGGAGAGAAUCAAUGGCAAGAACGAGACAAUCAGGAUUGAUGGAUUUUUCUGGGAUUUUGACAAAGAGAAUGUAUGCUAUUUAGUGAUCAAGAGACAAAGAGUAUGUGUUGAGUUAACGUCUCGAUCUUGAUACCGUGUGGAAUAAAUAACGAAGUUAUCUUGGAAUCAUUUUUUUUUUGCAACUGAUUUUACUUCUUGGAAUCUUUGUUUGUGUUAUUUGUUUUUGAGGUCAUCAUUACUAGUGUUAACAUUAAAAAUCAAAGUACUCUCAUUUUAAAUAGAAAAUGUCAAUGAUACGAAAUAAAUAGUUUAAAACUGUAAAAUUAAAAAUAUAUUUCACCCCAAACAUGUUUUUGAUGCAAACUUAUUAUAUUUGUCAGUUGCUAAGUGAAUGGCGUCACCCACUUCCCAAAAUAACUUUUAAAAAUUAGUUGGCAUCAACAAUUAAUGUGUUAUUAUUUUACUCUUUGAUUAUAUGUCAAACCUUGUUUUUGAAAUUGUAAACGCUCAUAUCACAAUUUUGGAUCAAUUUUGGAUGGCUCAACAAUCAACAAGCUUUCCCAGCAUGUUGAGAUAUUUACUUCCCGCAAUCAAGGACAAGAAUGAGGACGUCAGGAAGACAAAUGCACAAAUAUUUGUCUCCCGGUCUGGCCAGCUCCUAGUCUCCAAUAUGUUCUCAAAAAUAAAUGGAAUCGCAAGAGGUACUAUUUCAUCUCCACCUGUUCUGCUAACGAGGCAAAAGUAUUUGCUUGCAGUAUUUAUUAUAUUUAUUAUAUUUUUCAGUUGCUAAUUGAUUGCCGUCAUUGCUUCCCAAAAUAACUUUUAGAAAUUAGUUGGUGUAAACAAUUUUUGUUAAUGUGUUAUUAAUUUACUCUGUGAUUAUAUGUCAAACCUUGUUUUUGAAAUUGUAACUAUAUAAAUUUGUCUAACACAAGCUCAAAGAUUCAACUAAAUCAUAUACUGAUCUUGGAAAAUUAAUAAAAUUUAGUAUCAACACCAAAACUUUUAAUUUAAUAUUUAUUAGCAAACAUCUAAUUCCAAAAAUCAGAUUUGAACAGUGGUGUAAUACAAAUUAGUAUAAUUUGAAGAUAAUGAUAAGAAAAACUAAAAUGAAAUGGUUACAAAAAAAUAAUAAUAUCACUGGUCUGAGUAAAUUAAUCAUAUAUUUACCAAUAAAAUUCACCUGAAAUGAGUUAGUUUACAACGACUUGACGAGUAUAAGCGUAUCUUCAUCCUAAAUAUAACUAUAAAAGUUAGUUUUUCAAAAACAUUAUCUAAUAGUCAAUAUGCUAAAAAUGCGACAAACAAGCUAACUUUUGGCUCUUAUAACUCUUUUUGAACAAAGGCUGUACAGUUCAUCUAGAUUUGUAAGCAAAGUUAUUUCUCUAUUGAUACUUACAGCUUUAUGUGGCCGUAUUUGGCAUAGUCGAUGAUUUGGAACAAGAAAGAUGUCAUUUUAUUUAAGCUUAAACUUCUUUUGUCAAGAACUUUAUUGUUAUUUGUGAAUAAUUUUUUAUCAAUAAGAUGUGUUUGCACUAUUGUAGACCUCGUCUCGUUUAAAUGGAGAAAUAGAAAGGUAUAUGUUCUCUUAAAAAUAUUGGUUUAGGUUUAUAACAUCAUUUUAAUACUAAAUUGAGUAAUAUAUUGUGUGUUUAUCCGUCAAAUUGAAAAUAAAUAGUUGAUUUUACUGUCAUAUGAUUCAUUAAUGACAAAAUAUGUUUUAGAAAAGUUGUUGAUUUUUACUUUUAGAUGAUGUGGUUAGCAUGCAUUUUGAUUAAUAUAUUCUAGUUAGUGAUUUUGAUACAAAAAUAAAUAUGCGUUAAAAGUUUCAAUCGUGAAAGCAUGUGAAAGAAGUAACCAUCUUAUAUUGAUCCAUGAAAGUUUUGUUAUUUGUUAUUUCCGUUUAUGACUUCGAGGCUAUCAUCAUUAGUGUCAACAUUAAACUCUUCUUUCUUUAUAGAUUUUGUUUUGUUACAAAACCUGUAAGUCUUUUUCUAAGAAAAUGGAAUAAGUAUCUAAAAAUAAUAUCCGACAAAGUCAUACAUUAUUACAAAACUUGAAGCUUUAAACAAUGAAAUUGGAAUAAGAAUUUCAGGCAGAAACCAAUCUAUAGGAUUGGUACCACUGGUUCAAGUGGGAUGAGUGGGUCUUCCUCAUUUUGGUACGCUUCAUCUCCAUCUUCGACAAGGUAAUGUAGAAGAAAUCUUGGAUCUCCUAAUAUAAAAUAUCGCCUGCAGACAACUCAUUGAAACUGAAAGAUCCUGGAUGAGUAACCAUUCCACGACAAUGCUCAAUCGCAACGAGUCCAGCGCCAUACUGAACAAACAUGUGUGUUAUACAAAAUGUUAGAUGCAACGUUUUUAAUUUCUUCCAAUCGAAACAUGAUUUUGAUGCAAUUUCUUUAAUUAGCUAGUUGAUAAGUGAAUGACCUCAACCCUCUUUUAGUAUAGCUAAUGUGUUAUUAUUUUUUUCUUUAAUUUAUAUACUAAACCAUGUUUUGAUAAUGGGAAAUUAGUAAAUUUUGUAACAUCGUCAUUAUUUUAAUCUAAUAGUUAAGUAGCAAUAUUUAACUCCAAAAAUCAAGUUUCAACAGUGUAAACAUAUAGCAUAGUGUUAUUGAUAUAUCUUUUGAAUAUAUUGGGAAAGAGUUAAAACAACUACUUUUUUGAUUAACCGUUAAACCUAAGAGUCCAAUGG